AUGUCUGCGAAACUCAGUUGGGCUUCUAGAAGGCCGCUCUCCCAUGCUACAAAAGCGGUUUCAGUCUUCAGUUUGUCCAAUGCGUUGCUCAAUCGAGCUCGAUCAAUUGCACAGGAACAUGACAAACUCAGUCAACUCCUCGGGGAGUCCUUCGAUUCCAAAGUCGCAAAGCGCAUGGGCGAACUGGCACCCGUCGCCCAAGCUGUGAAAGAUUGGGACAAAACACAGGAAGCCAUUACAGAAUUGAAUCUACUCAUUGGAGAUCCCGAAACUGACUCCGAAUUGAGAUCGCUCGCUAUCGAAGACCUGGAACAGACCCAAACGCAGCUUCCAGUUGUAUCCGAGCAACUCAAAACUUCCUUGAUUCCACGGCAUCCUUUUGCAGGUCUCCCGUGCCUUCUCGAGAUUAGACCGGGCGCAGGCGGCGAUGAAGCUGGACUUUUCGCCUACGACCUGCUAAGGAUGUACCUAUCGUUCUGCGCGCGGCGGGGACUGCGCACAUCGAUUGUGAAGCAAGACAUGGAAGAAACUACAGCAAAUGACCGCAUCACGGAGGCAGUAGUCGAAAUCGAAACACCAGGCAGCUAUGAAAUUUUAAGGUCUGAAAUCGGUGUGCACAGAGUUCAAAGAGUGCCUGCUACAGAGACCAAGGGGCGCACACACACCAGCGCAGUCAGUGUGAUGAUACUACCCAGUUUCCCGGAAACGGGGUCAGGAGGCGGCGACGAGGCUCUAAAUUUCGAAGAUCCGAAUAGCGACUACUACGUUAACCCGCAAGAAGUGCGAUCCGAGAAGAUGCGUGCCAGUGGUGCUGGCGGUCAACACGUCAACAAAACCGAGUCUGCAAUUCGAUUAACUCAUCUUCCAACAGGCCUCACAGUCUCCAUGCAAGACUCAAGGUCUCAGCAUGCAAAUCGCAAAAAGGCAUGGCAGCUCUUGCGCGCGAAACUCGCCGAAAGGAGACGAGAAGCUCGCGAGGAAGAGAUGGUCCAACUUCGAAGGGGCGCCAUGGGCGGUGUUGCAAGAAUGGGCCGCGGUGAUAAAGUCCGCACUUACAACUUCAGUCAGAGCCGAUGUACAGAUCAUCGCAGCGGCACCACCGUACAUGACCUCGACAGCGUUCUUGAUGGUGGGCAUGGACUGGAGACCGUCAUGGACAGCGUCCGCACAUGGCUUGUUGACCGUGAUAUAGAGCUGAUGAUGGUAGAUCAAGGAGAAAAACUAUAA
Molecule: messenger RNA, 1227 nt
Organism: Talaromyces atroroseus
Lineage: Eukaryota; Fungi; Ascomycota; Eurotiomycetes; Eurotiales; Trichocomaceae
Exons: 3
Coding region: 1-1227 (408 amino acids)
Biological process (GO): translational termination
Molecular function (GO): translation release factor activity
Source: RefSeq, a predicted model, not a curated record